GUGGGUGCGGUUUGCCAUCGCUCCUGUUGCUGUUGCGAGUUGUCGCGAUCGCGAGGCUGCGAUCGUUUACUAUUGCGCGUUGUUUUUUUUUACCCUAUCGAACUGAUCGCGACGUGCCCGGAGCAGCGAGUAGUGAUCGCAUUUUAUUGUAACAUACAAAACGAAACCAAUCCCCCUUGUGAGUGCGCAAUCCCUAGAGUCUGUGGCUGUGUAGCUGGCUGCUGUGUACCCCGGACGCCCGCUUAAAGCAACAACAACAGCGUGUAGUGCGCAGUGUAACAAAUUGUGAUAAAAAUGAAUUACAAAUGGUGUUGGUUACUGUAAAAAAACAGAAGGAAAAUAUGGGCACCCCCCGUCCAAUUCAUCACCCAUUCGUGUGCGCUCUCUAGAUAAAGACGCAGUCGCCGUCGGCUCUCUGUUUCCCUAGAAACCCCCUUCCAAGCAACCAUUUCGCAGCAUCACCAGCAGGCGUGUGUUUGUGCCAAUGAGUCACUGAAACGACGGUGACGACACGAUCUCAAGAUCGUGCAGAAACACGCACGCAACGACGAUCAUCAUCAUCAUCAUCAUCUAUGCCUUCACAAUCCAUGGGCUGGUGCUGUUAUCGUCCGGUGCACCUGCAGCGAACCCGAAAAUGUGACAUUUACAGCGUCUCGCAAUCAGCAACGGGGUGCCAUCGUGCGACAUAGAGAUUAGUGAAGGGCGCUAGUGCCAGCCCGAGCAUAUGCCCGAUCGUGUGCCUGCGUAUGUGUGUGAUCGCGAGUGUGAACGAAACCGUGAGAGGGAGAAGAAGAUUACACAGAUAGGACUGCAGUAUGAAGGCGCUGGGCGGCGGUGGGAGCAGGCGGCAGCGGGCAGGAGGGUGGUGCUAUAGGUUCACGAUCGUACUGCUGCUGCUGCUGCUCCUGCACACUCUUGAUUCCGUCCGAUCAAGUGCCAGUGCCGCCAGCACGCCCGCCAGUAGAUCGAUCUGUAAUGAGGAUGCAUUCUGCACCUGUCGGAGCAGCAGCAACAGUGGCGGUACCACCAGCAGUGUGUUCGUGACGAUCGAUUGCGUGCUGGAUGGUGACCAUGAUGGGACAACACGCACCAACGCUGUAAUCGGUGUCGCACCGAGUACGAUCACUACGGUCGCAUCGGAUCAGCACCAGCAGCAACGGCGACGGUUCGUGCUCGACGGUCAACUGCAUCUCCCACCGAAUGCUUCGGCCCUCAACAUACGGCUCAUUGCCGGUGCCCAGCUCUCGAUCACUCGCGAGUUUUUCCGCCACGAUAUCAUUAACCGGCUGUGGAUCGAUGGUGAUGAUGCCAGCGGACAUGGAACGUCACGGUGGUCUACCGUUGAAUUUCACGAGAAUGCCCUUUGCAACAACGAUGGCAGCUACCCGGAGGUGCUGGUAACGAACCUUGGCCAGCUCGUAUUGAAUCGGAACGUUUCGUGCGGCGAGUACCGGCUCAAUAUUACGCACGUGAGAGACGUUCAUUUGAGGAAACAAUUCCUGGGCAAAGUCGAGGCCGAGGUUUGGAUACAGCACGUGGCCAAGCUACAAAUUGCCGACGAAGCAUUCUACGGUUCGCACAACUCGAAGGUACAAAUCCAUGAUGCCAACAUUGAAAGUCUGCAACGGCUCGGUGCCUCCCUUCGGCUGUUGCACUUUGAGCGCUGCAACAUUAGUGAUAUCCUGUCGAAUGCCAUGGGCGCGAACGAGGUGGGCCAUAUCGAGUUCAUCGGAUGCCGGAUCAACCGGAUGUACCAGCAAGCCAUCCCCGGACAGUUGCUGUGUCGUUCGCUUACCUUCCGUGAUUGCAGUAUCAGCAAAAUCGACAAGCAGUUCAUCGAUGGAAGCGGACUAGAGGAGUUCAAUCUCGAGCGCAACUCGAUCGACAAUAUCGCCCCGGGUGCGCUAACGUUCACGAGUGUCCGUACGAGCAUCAGAAACAAUUUCAUCGUCCGGACGGGCAAAGAUUGGUUGAACCAGACCGAGUGGACGAACGUCACGAUAACCGGUAACUCGUUCGGAGAGUUCGAUGGCUUCUCGCUGAGUAACAAACCCGUACCGGGCGCCGCUAGCCAGCACUGCGUGUUCGGCAAUAACACGCUCACGAAGGCGCACACCCGCAGCUUCAGCUUUGGCGCCCACUGCCAGAUGGAGGCGCUGCACUUUGCUCGCAUCUGUGACUGUGCGUACGAUAGUUGGCUCGCUGAGCUGUUCGGUUUACCGACAACGGCAACCGUUUCCGACGCAAUGACCUCCGUUGCUUCGUGCCAGGUGGAGGAGAGCCUUCGUUACUGCUUCAAUCAAAGCGGAGACGGGCACAGUGGCACCGAGCAGCGCGUCAAUGUACAGUACUUUCUCAACGAGUUCUGCCGGCAGGAGGGCUCGGAAAAGUGUUCCUCGUAUGCUGCGGCCGGUUCCGGCCAAGAAGCGCAUCAGAAACAUCACAAACCACCACCCAUGGUUCCACUGGAUGCCAUCGAUUCGCUGGAUAGCGCGGAACAAAACAGUUGGCUGCCGGGGAACAGCAUCUGGUUUCUGGUCGGUGGUGGUGCCAUUUUACUGUUCCUGCUUUGCACGGCACUCGCUGCGCUUAGCCGAAAACGUUGCGGGCAACGUGAAACCGGGGGCACACCGGAAUCCAUGACAACGCGAUCGAACCACCAUUACCUGGUGAGCCAACAGCGAGAGCCAAUCACGCACAAUGGAUCCUCGUUUACCUCACUGCAGCGCCGUGUCAUUGUGACGUCACUCGACUGGGUACGGGAAUCGUGCGGGCACAAAGUUUGGUGCGAAAUCGAUGCUCCGAUGCAGCAGCUGCUCAAUCCACCGAACGGGGUGCCACACGAUGAGCAGGAGAAAGUCCGGCUAAUCGGGCUGAUUAUUCAAAGCUUAAACGAUCAUCACAUCACCGGCGAUCAAAUGGUCGCCCUGACGGACAUACUGUACCGUCAUUUAGGUCCACCCGCAGCAGGUACGGCGCCCCCAACGGUGGCACCGAUCGAACCGUCCGAUCACAUCUACGAUGAGCUACAACUCAACCGUGCCACAACAACAGCAGCACCACGAAAUGUACGCAUGACAGAGAUUGGAUUGUUAGGAGAUUAUGCGGCACCACUCGAUCAUGGUGGACUGCUCGGUGGACCACCGGUGGAAGGUAUCUACUCCGAGCCAAUUCAACGGGACGAACAACAGCUACUACAGCACACUAUUCGAACCAGAAACUUGAUCAGUCCAUACGCGAUCGCUGAUGCGACGGCACAACUGAAUCCCCUCGGGGACGGGGGCAAUCUGCCCGAUAUUGUACAGAGGCGACCUGGGUGUGCAACAGCAGGGGGAAGCACCACUGGCACGUGGAACCCAGGCCGGAACCGUAACGCCGAAGACGGUGACGAUGAUAGGGAUGAUGAUGAUGAUGAUGACGACGACGAUGACGAAGAUUUUAGACUCGGUGACGGGGGUGAUGAGGAGGAACGUAAAACGAUGCUUCGACCGCCAUACCUGGAUGCCGUAGACGGUGGUAGCAGCGGUGGACCGACCUAUGCACUGCCGAUGAAGAAAGUGAAAAGGCGCACACAGGGCGCCACGGAACGACCGAUCGACGAGGAUGGAGCGAGCGGUGGAGGAGAUGGCAAUCGGUCGGAACAUUCCGGCAGCAGUAUGCAAACGGUGCGCAUCGAGGACAUUACCGCUAUGCCGGAUGGUGGCGACAGUGGCAGAAGUGAACAAAUGUAUGGUGGCAAUAAAUAAUGUGUAUAGAAACGAGUGAUCGAUAACGAAAAA
Molecule: messenger RNA, 3779 nt
Organism: Anopheles aquasalis
Lineage: Eukaryota; Metazoa; Arthropoda; Insecta; Diptera; Culicidae
Gene: be
Product: ben
Source: RefSeq, a predicted model, not a curated record